UUCACCGGCGGCCGGAGUGGCAGUGUUUGUUUGGUGGGAAAGGGGAGGAGACGGAGAGGGGACGACAAGGUUAUGAUAAAUUAAAUAGUCAAUCACGAGGACAAGGGCGGUUCAGAAAAGUCAUUGAAAACCUGCCAGGAAUUGGAGUUGAAGGAGAGAGAUUUUUGGUUUGGUUUGGUUUGGUUUGGUCUGCUCUGGUCCGGCCCGUACCAGUACUACCACCAACGCUUCCUCUCCUUAUUUAAGCUCCUACUGGUUGGUAACUUGGUGUCUUCCUCCCUCUCUCCGUCUACAUCGCGAUCUCCGCUACUCUCUCUCUCUCUCCGUGGCCAUUGCGAUCGUACAGUUUUGUGGACUUCACUCUGUUCUUCCAUGGACACGCUCGCGCCGGCGAUCGGCCCCAAGCUCGCCCUUCCGGCGGCAAACUGUGACUACUCCGGCAGAAGACUCAACAGCGUGGUUCUUCCGAGUUUGCGGCGGAACUUGAAACGAAUUUGCUCGAAGAUUCGCGUGCAUGCCGAGAACGUCAAGGUAACGCCGGUGGCCGCCGAUAUGGACUUAAGUGAUCCCGAUUGGAAGUCCAAGUUCCAAAGCGAAUUCGAGGCUCGAUUCAACCUUCCUCACCUCACCGACCUUUUCCCCGACGAGGCUCCUAUCCCCUCCACUUUCUGCCUCAGGAUGAGGACUCCGACAGAAGAUUUUGCUGACGGUUAUCCAUCUGAUGAGAAGUGGCAUGGCUACAUUAAUAACAAUGACAGGGUACUCCUCAAGGUUAUAAAUUAUUCCUCCCCAACAUCUGCUGGUGCUGAAUGCAUUGAUCCCAAUUGUACUUGGGUAGAACAAUGGGUUCACCGUGCUGGUCCCCGGGAGAAAAUAUACUUCAGGCCAGAAGAAGUCAAAGCAGCAAUUGUAACCUGCGGCGGGCUUUGCCCUGGUCUUAAUGAUGUCAUCAGACAUAUUGUCAUCACCCUUGAAAUAUAUGGUGUGAAAAAGAUUGUGGGGAUUCCAUUUGGUUACCGUGGAUUUUCAGACCAAGACUUGAGUGAAAUGCCACUCUCCAGGAGAGUAGUUCAAAAUAUUCAUCUUUCUGGUGGAAGCUUAUUAGGAGUCUCGCGUGGAGGGCCCAGUGUUGAGGAGAUGGUUGACCGUAUGGAGGAAAAAGGAAUCAACAUGCUUUUUGUUUUGGGCGGAAAUGGAACCCAUGCUGGUGCCAACGCAAUUCAUGAUGAGUGUCAGAAAAGACGACUGAAAGUGGCAGUAGUUGGUGUGCCAAAAACCAUAGAUAAUGAUAUUCUGCUGAUGGAUAAAACUUUUGGUUUUGAUACUGCUGUUGAAGAAGCGCAGCGUGCAAUAAAUUCAGCAUACAUUGAGGCACAUAGUGCUUAUCAUGGUAUUGGCAUAGUCAAAUUGAUGGGGCGUAGUAGUGGAUUUAUAGCCAUGCAUGCCGCGCUUGCUAGUGGACAAAUUGAUAUAUGUUUGAUCCCAGAGGUACCUUUUAAUUUACAUGGACCACAUGGUGUCCUGAGGCAUCUGAAGUACCUAAUUGAGACAAAGGGAUCAGCUGUUGUCUGUGUGGCAGAGGGAGCUGGGCAGAAUUUACUUCAGAAAACUAAUGCCAAAGAUGCAUCUGGAAAUACUGUACUUAGUGAUAUUGGUGUACAUCUACAACAAGAGACAAAGAAAUACUUUAAGGAGAUAGGCGUUCCAGCUGAUGUGAAGUACAUUGAUCCAACAUACAUGAUACGAGCAGUCCGUGCAAAUGCAUCGGAUGGAAUUCUUUGUACUGUAUUGGGCCAAAAUGCGGUUCACGGUGCAUUUGCCGGGUAUAGUGGCAUCACAGUGGGCAUAUGCAACACACACUACGUAUAUCUUCCCAUCCCGGAAGUCAUUACUUACCCGAGGGUGGUCGACCAUAACAGCCGAAUGUGGCAUCGUUGCUUGACAUCAACCGGCCAGCCCGACUUCAUUUGAAGUAGGCGACUCUAAUUCUAUUAUUAUGCCAGCGAUUUCUAGCUUCAUUAUAGACAGCUAAAUUAUAGAACAGAAAACCAGCCUGAAAUGGCCUGUGCUGGGUAAGUCUGUUCACCACUUGCUAUUGAAGAAAUAAUACGAAGGAUGACAUUUCUUCCCAAUUCAGAUAUUCUUUUAUAGUGUAUAGCAUUAUAGUGAUAGAAGACCUUGAUAAUAAGAUUUCCUAGGAACCAACCAAAGCAUUUUGUAAUUGGUUUCUUGAUUUGUGUAAAACACAGAAUGUGCGAAGGGAACUGAAAAGUAGAAUGGAGCUACACGGUUUAUAGAGACUUCACAUUCUCUUAAUUAAAAAUUAUGAGCUCUCGUUGAUGAGUUGUGUUGGUUCUAUUUUCCGUAAGAAUUCAACGGUAGCCAAAAUUACUCUU
Diospyros lotus (date-plum) is the source of this 2396-nucleotide messenger RNA. Its product is annotated as ATP-dependent 6-phosphofructokinase 5, chloroplastic. The record is from RefSeq and is a predicted model, not a curated record. Gene Ontology annotation, biological process: glycolytic process; fructose 6-phosphate metabolic process. Gene Ontology annotation, molecular function: ATP binding; 6-phosphofructokinase activity. Gene Ontology annotation, cellular component: cytoplasm. Bases 373 to 1971 code for a protein of 532 amino acids. Lineage: Eukaryota; Viridiplantae; Streptophyta; Magnoliopsida; Ericales; Ebenaceae. The transcript has 13 exons.